Oryza sativa Japonica Group (Japanese rice) is the source of this 2733-nucleotide messenger RNA. Its product is annotated as 3-ketoacyl-CoA synthase 19. The record is from RefSeq and is a predicted model, not a curated record. Gene Ontology annotation, molecular function: acyltransferase activity, transferring groups other than amino-acyl groups. NCBI's taxonomy places the organism in Eukaryota, Viridiplantae, Streptophyta, Magnoliopsida, Poales, Poaceae. Gene Ontology annotation, biological process: fatty acid biosynthetic process. Gene Ontology annotation, cellular component: membrane.
ACAAGAUUCAGCAAAUCCGUUUUCUGAAACAUGCGAUUCAUAUGUGGUGCGAAUAUUGGCCCGUCAAUUGCUACUGCUAACUGUAAAAUGUACUAGUUCUGCGAAACAAGAAAACCAAGUUAGAAACUGUAAUUAAUUUCGUCGUUGCAACGGUCGCUGUUAUAUAUACCAGUCGCCUCUUGGCUCUGAAACGCACUCGCACCCACACAUCACAUGCAUGCGAACACGAUGGAGCUCACGCCUUUGCUCGCCGUCGUGCUCCUCCUGCCGCCGGCGCUCGCGGUGGCGCACAUGGCAUGGACGGCCGCCUCCCGCCGCCGCCACACGCGGUGCUACCUCUUGGACUACGUCUGCUACAAGCCGGAGGAUGACCGCACGCUGACGGCGGAGCUCGCCGGCGAGAUUGUCCAGCGCAACGAGCGGCUCGGGAUGGCGGAGUUCCGCUUCCUCCUCCGCCUCAUCUCCCGCGCGGGACUUGGCGACCGGACCUACGUGCCGCGGAACCUCCUCGACGGCCGCGAGGAGCUCGCCGCGGGGCAGCUUCACGCGGUCGACGAGAUGGACGCCUGCUUCGACGGCGCCGUUCCGGAGCUCCUCGCCAGGACGGGGCUCCGCGCCCGCGACGUUGACGUGCUCGUCGUCAACGUCAGCGGCUUCUUCCCGGAGCCCUGCCUCGCGUCCAGGGUGGUGCGCCGGUACGGCAUGCGCGAGGACGUCGCGGCGUACAACCUCUCCGGGAUGGGGUGCAGCGCCACGCUGGUCGCGGUGGACGUCGCCCGGAACGCCAUGCGCGCGCGGUCGCCGCGGCCCGUGAUGGCGCUGGUGGUCUCGACGGAGUCGCUGGCGCCGCACUGGUACGCCGGGAAGGACAGGACCAUGAUGCUGGGGCAGUGCCUCUUCCGGUGCGGCGGGGCGGCCGUGCUGCUCAGCAGCGACCCGGCCCACCGCGGCCGCGCCAAGAUGGAGCUCCGCCGCCUUGUGCGCUCCACCACCGCGGCCAGCGACGACGCCUACUCCUGCAUCAUGCAGCGCGAGGACGACGAUGGCCUCCGCGGGGUCAGCAUCAGCAAGGCCCUCCCCAAGGCCGCGCUCCGCGCGUUCGCCGCCAACCUGCAGCGCCUCCUGCCGCGCGUCCUCCCGGCCAUGGAGAUCGCCCGGCUCGCCGCCGACCUGGCAUGGCAGAAUCUGUUGCAGCGCCGCCGCCACCGAGGGCAGACCAAGCUGAAGAUCAACCUCAAGGCAGGGGUGGACCACAUCUGCCUCCACGCCGGCGGGGUGGCGGUGAUCGACGCGGUGAAGAAGAGUUUCGGGCUGGAGGAGCGAGACGUCGAGCCGUCGAGGAUGACGUUGCACAGGUGGGGGAACACGUCGGCGAGCAGCGUGUGGUACGUGCUGUCGUACAUGGAGGCGAAGGGGAGGUUGAGGCGAGGCGACAAGGUGCUGAUGGUGACGUUCGGGUCGGGGUUCAAGUGCAACAGCUGCGUGUGGGAGGUGACCGGCGACAUGGCCGACAAGGGCGCGUGGGCCGACUGCAUCGACGCGUACCCACCGGAGAGCAAGCCCAGCCCGUUCUUGGAGAAGUUCGCUUGGGUCAACGAUGAAGUCGCCGAUGAAUCCUCCUCGCCGUUCUAGAGGACGGGAUCACGCGACACGCAUUGGCAGUAGGAGACUAGGAGUAAAUAAAGCGCAACCCGCCUCGAGUAUAAUUUUGCUAUAACAAAUAGUAUAUUCCUAAAGAAUAACGUGGAUUUCUUGACGACAGAUGUAGGUGUUAUAAAAUCUAUUUUAACGUGGAUGAUUUAAGAUGUAAGUAAAAAGCUCAGUACAGAAGGAAGCUUACGCCGGAAGAAAACUUACAUAGAAAAUAACUUAUCGCGGAAGGAAGCUUGCAGUGUGAGCAAUCUUACAAGAGAAGCGCUUUGAGGCAGAAACAAGCUUGCCGUGAAAGCCAGCUUGCAGGAGAAGUAAGCAUACGACACAAACCAGCUUAUGGUGGAAGCCUCUAACUUUCUCUGCCUAUAAAUAAAACCCAAGAGGUCUAAGACGAUGACGACCUGUUAAUGUAAAAUUUUUCACCGCCAAACGAAGCCAAGGAAUAUUUGCAUUACUUCAGUGUAGGUCUUAAAAUUUAGAUUCAAGGCGUGCCAACUGGUUUGAUCCUGCAACCAACCAGAAAGACAACAUUGACAAUAGUCCAUUGGUUGAUGGGCCGAUGUUGUAUCAUAUUAAUUCAGCUGAUGCAGGGAUUGAAUCGUCCAUAAGUUAUAGACGGUACAAGCGAAAUAGAUGUAACUUACCUUGUUAUUGGAGAUUGAAAUCAACAAAUGCAGUCCAACUCGUAAAGAUGAAAAUCUAGAAAAGUAGAGGGGACGAUGCCGAUCCUUUUCACGCCGAUACAUAUUUCUAUUUUAGUUGUACAUGGGAAACUAGCAAUCGAUGAACUUUUAUAUUUCUCUGCAGUACUAAGGUUGUGUUUAAUUCCUGAAAUUUGGAAGAAGUUUAGGGAAAGUUGGUAGUUUGGAAAAAAAAAGUUAGGAGUUUAUGUGAGUAGGAAAGUUUUGAAUGUAAUGUGAUGUGAUGGAAAGUUAGGAGUUUGGGGAAGUUUGGUAUGAACUAAACAAGGCCUAAUAUAAUAGGGAGGAGAGAAGAAUAAGAAAAAAAAUGAUAAAUCAAUAGGAUUAAAUCAUUCUCUAGUUUUUAACUGACGGGCAGAUUUCUCCACCAACGGCCAUG